CAACACACAAUUUAUGCUAACAGAAUACACGGUUGACGGCCUCGACUAACAGGAAAUACACGGUAUUUCACAAACAGUAAGCUCUGGACCGUUGCAUGUGCACGUCACUAUAUUUGGCAUUCCCAUGCAGAACAACAUCGAAAUGAGAAAAAGUUAGUGGUAAACCUAACAGUCAAGAACAUUUUCAGACUUUAGUUUACCCAGCUACUUGUAUAUACACAUAUGUCCGUAUGUAUAUGUUUUAUUUGUCGGGAUCUAUAUCUUUUCAUGAAAGUCUGAUGCAGGACAUGGUCAAAAUGAGAUCAAGUGGCUAUUUUUUCUUUUGCGGAGUGCUUCAGUCUAUUAUACGAAGAACCCAUUCUAGAAACCGAAGACUGGUCGAACAUGUCAUCUGGAGAGGCUUUGGAAGCACUUGCCCUUCCUGUGGUGCGUCAGAUUGACUCUCAGUUUCUGAAGUGUGGAAUCUGUUUGGACAGAUACACAAAUCCAAAGGUUCUUCCCUGUCUGCAUACCUUUUGUGAAGACUGUCUUCUGAAUUACAUCCCAGCAGAAAGUCUAACUCUCACUUGCCCCCUUUGUCGACAGCAGUCUAUACUCCCAGAACAAGGAGUGUCUGGACUUCAAAAUAAUUUCUUUAUCUUAAAUUUGAUGGAGAUCUUAGGUCAGCCUACAGCUUGUCAAGUCUGUGACAGUCAAGUUCCUGGAACUUUCAAAUGUAUUGUAUGUAAUCAGUUUUUGUGUGAUCCAUGUAGCAGGAUACACCAAAAGGAAAUGUCUACCAGUGAACACAAAGUUAUUUCCUUGAACGAAUUAGCUCUACUGGAGGAACAUGAAAUGUCUAAGGAUCACCCUUCUCUGAUGUGUCCGAAACACCAGAGCCAGACUUUAAGAUUCUAUUGUCGUGAAUGCGAAACUGCUAUCUGCGUCACUUGCACAGACAUUGAACACGGCGGGCAUGAUACCACACGCAUGCGCGAGGCUGUAGAAGAGCAAAAAGCGGUUUUAAAAAACCUUGUGGAAAAAGCAUACUCUCAGAUUCCAGCUUUGAAGGAGGCUAUGGACUCCGUAAACGCCUUGUCGUUCAUUCUUUCUGACAAGCACUCUGAAAUAUCUAAAAACAUCUGCUAUACUUUAGAUUCUGUUACGGAACUUAUCCAGUUGAGGAAGUCCUUUUUGUUAAAUGAACUGGAAGAAUGCCAUAGGUUAAAACAACAGGUUUUACAGGAACAGAAAGAAUAUUUGGAAUUUUGUAUUAGCGAUCUUACAAAUAGCUGUGAAUUUACUGAAAAUGCACUAACCCACGGUAGUGAUACUGAAAUCUUCCUUGUCAACAAACAGAUGGCCGAGAAGAUUUCCGAAUUUUCCGAGAUGUCUGUUCAGAAUAUGCCGGAAGAAAAUGACUACAUGGUCUUUGAAGGUGCUGAAUUGACAGAAGUUAAGAAAUCAUUAAACAAUUUUGGAAAAAUACUGACCAAUAGUGCUGUGGCUUAUGAAACUACAGCUUCCGGAGAAGGGUUAAAACAGUGUGUUGUUGGGAAACAAACUCUUGUUAAUGUUGUCCUUAAAGACAGAUGUGGAGAUAUUGUGAAAGAUGGGAAUAUGUUGUUUGAAACAGAUAUCAGCUCUCCUGAACUUUCUGUCAGUUUGAUCCCUGAAAUAUUUUACCAGAAGAAUGGUAGCUAUGAUUUUGUUUACAGUAUUUCUAAAGAAGGUGUAUACAAACUUACUAUCAAGUUGUUUGGAAAACACAUCAAAGGCAGUCCUUUUGAAGUUAAGGCAUUUGUCGAAGAAGAAAGUUCUUCCAGUGACCGACCUACAAGCUCCAAGAUACCCAGAACGGCUGGAAUCAGGCAACGCAGCUCCAGACGCCCAUCCAGUCGCAGGUCCAGUGGAUCUCAGCGUAAAAAUUAUCCCUUUGAAGAUGAUUUGGUAAUGAGAGUAGGCAAUAGAGGGCGCGGAAGAGGAGAAUUUACUAAUCCACAGGGUGUUUGCUGUACAUCAGACAACAAAUUUGUGAUUGCAGAUAGUAAUAACCAAUGCGUUCAAGUAUUCGCCACGACGGGUGAGUGUAAGCUACGUUUCGGAAUCAGAGGUCGAGGUCCUGGUCAAAUGCAAAGGCCAACAGGUGUCGCUGUUACAGCUAAUGGCAAUUACGUUGUAGCAGAUUAUGAAAAUAAACUAUUAAGUAUAUUUGAGCCUAGCGGAAAGUAUGUUAGCCGAAUGGGUGUGGGUAAACUUUUAGGCCCAAAAGGGGUAGCGGUAGAUAAGAACGGCCACAUCAUCGUUGUAGACAACAAAGCAAGCUGUGUAUUAAUAUUCCAAGAAAAUGGAAAACUGUUGUACAAGUUUGGCACUAGGGGGAACGGUCCAACUAAAUUUGCUGGACCUCAUUACGCAGCCGUAAACAGUAAAAAUCAGAUCAUAGUGUCGGAUUUCCACAAUCAUUGUAUCAAAGUAUUUGACUCUGAUGGUGGAUUUGUCUCAAUUUUUGGUUCAAAUGGAGAAGGAAAUGGACAGUUUAAUGCCCCAACAGGUGUCGCUGUGGACAAACAAGAUAACAUUUUGGUAGCUGACUGGGGAAACAGCAGAAUUCAGGUUUUCGACAGUAGCGGAUCCUUUUUGUCUUUUGUCAAUACUAACGAAGAUCCCCUUUAUGGUCCCCAAGGACUAGCAGUAACAUCAGACGGUUUUGUAGUGGUGUCAGAUUCAGGAAAUCAUUCUUUCAAGGUCUACAGAUACUUACAGUAAACUGGCUUUUAUUUUUACAGGUGAGUCCUUCACAUAGAAUUAUAUAUCCUUCAGAACGGUUAGC
This is a messenger RNA of Limulus polyphemus (Atlantic horseshoe crab), 2812 nucleotides long. RefSeq names its product tripartite motif-containing protein 2-like. Gene Ontology annotation, biological process: proteasome-mediated ubiquitin-dependent protein catabolic process; negative regulation of translation; protein polyubiquitination. Bases 385 to 2748 code for a protein of 787 amino acids. The record is from RefSeq and is a predicted model, not a curated record. Lineage: Eukaryota; Metazoa; Arthropoda; Merostomata; Xiphosura; Limulidae. The transcript is spliced from 4 exons. Gene Ontology annotation, molecular function: translation repressor activity; zinc ion binding; ubiquitin protein ligase activity.